AUGCGAGACGGCUACAGAAACGAAAUGUUCUCCUCCAUGAUCGCCGAUGUCAUUGACGGCCACUCCGGCGUCCUCUUCCAAACCGAAAGAAACUCGCCCGAGCAGCAAGAACAGCGCAUCUGGGAACUCGACAGCGAGGAAGAAUCUCCCACCGAAGACGAGAAGCAAAAGAAAAAGGCAAAGAACAAGAAAAAGUACUUGCGCAAGAAGGAGAGGGCUCAAGCUGAGAAGGCUGAGCUCGAGCAGCAAAAGGCCGGUACGAAGGAGGAUGUCGCAAGCGGUCUUGCUGGCUUGUCUGUUCAGGACGAUGCUACCCCUAGCAUGGACGAGGAUCACAGGUCGAGCGGCGCCGAUGCCAACACCACUGGAAUUCCAACUCCUACUCAACCCAAGCUCUCGAAGCGCCAGAAGAAGACUUUGCUCAAGAAGGCCAAGCAAGCCCAGAACAAAACCCUUGCCCCUGAGUCCACUCGUUCUUCCAACACUGGCGACUGUACCUCUGAUUCCAGCGCUCUCAACUCCAAGAUUCCCAAGGACAAUGAGAACGAGAAGGAGAUCAAGAUCAAGAUCAGUAGCAAUGGUCACAAGGAGUCAGAGCACGAGGACAUGCAGAAGUAUGUCGCUACUGAGUCUGAAGUCGAGGCUGUGUUGGAAACUGUCGCAAAGCGUUUCGGUCAGUGA
Messenger RNA from Aureobasidium vineae, 681 nucleotides. Lineage: Eukaryota; Fungi; Ascomycota; Dothideomycetes; Dothideales; Saccotheciaceae. The record is from the annotation of a GenBank genome assembly.